This is a messenger RNA of Trichosporon asahii var. asahii CBS 2479, 807 nucleotides long. RefSeq lists its product as uncharacterized. Lineage: Eukaryota; Fungi; Basidiomycota; Tremellomycetes; Trichosporonales; Trichosporonaceae. The transcript has 3 exons. The record is from RefSeq and is a predicted model, not a curated record. Bases 1 to 807 code for a protein of 268 amino acids.
AUGGCGGCAGCUACAGGCGUGCCGGAGAACUCGACGACGGAACAGACGCCACAGGCGCCGCAGGCAGACCGCAUCAUGCGGCUUCCGCCAUUGCCAAAUCCGCUCUCGCAGCGGGGACCAGCCGCCUUCGCGCAAGCCGGCGAGGCCAUGAAUACGCUGAACAUGCUGAGUGCGGGCGCGGCGAACGGCACGGUUGUGUUCGUGAUCCACAAGCUGACCGCAGACUACCCCUACCCGACCAAUACAUCUUACCCCGUUCCGCCGCUACCGCCCAUCCCGGUACCGUUGGGCGUGAAGCGAUAUCGCCCGCAGCCGUCCAAGACCAUCCUCCCUGACCUCUCGCCACCUAUUCCACCUUCUUCACCACUGUACGGGAUCGAGGAUGCAGACGAGGCUGUCGCCGCGCACAACAAGGCGUACCCCCAGUUCGUCGCUCGGUACGAGUUCAAGGGUUCGACACUGCUUGUCCGCAUCGGUGGUGGGGGCUGGAUCCGCGUCUUCCUCAGCGGGAGCGACGUUCUUGGUGUUAGGUUCCUGCCGUCCAGGAGUACUAGCGUGUUGUCAGCUGCAAAACGUGAACCGAAGCUGACCUCAGGUGCCUCCUGUUCAUGCUCUUCCGCCCUCGGGCCCCUCGGUGCAGAUUACGGAGCUGUUCAACUCUUUGCACAUGAACAUUCCCCAGAUCCUCUUCCGCAUCCCAGCGCUGUUCAAGCUGCUCUACGAGCCGUGCCACUACUGUCAUCGCCGCCUGAGCGAGAUCGACGGAUACCCGCUGGGACGCAUCGGUUGGUUGCCGUAUCCGCCUAA